This is a messenger RNA of Brassicogethes aeneus, 1668 nucleotides long. The record is from the annotation of a GenBank genome assembly. Lineage: Eukaryota; Metazoa; Arthropoda; Insecta; Coleoptera; Nitidulidae.
AUGGCUCCCGCACAAAAAUCAAUUGUUUGGUCUUUCUUCGAAAUAUCGCCGGAUAAACUUUUUGCUACAUGUAAACUAUGUAGCCAAAAAUUAAAAUACUUUACUAGUACGGGAAAUUUAAAAUUGCAUAUUACUAGAAAACAUCCAAUUCAGUACAGUGAACAUCUAAGAAAAGAAAAUCCAUCGGAAACCCCUGAUCAGGAAACAUUAACUGAAGGUACACCUGACAGUCAAACAAUUAAAUCAAAUGAUCAUUCAGUUGCAAAUGAAGCUGAAAUAUUACCAGUUGCUAGCACCUCAUCAACUUGUGAUAAUAUGUCUCUCCGAUUGACGACUUCUGUAAAACGAGUCUCUACCUCUUCUUCAAACCAAAUUACAAAGCAAAGGCGGCAACUAAAACUAUUUGGUGGAAAAAAUUCAAAUGAAUUGUCAGAAGAACAGAAAACGAAAUGCGAUUUAAGUCUUUUAAAGUUAAUCGCAAAAGAUUUCCAACCCCUGUCUAUUGUAGAAAAUUCUGGCUUUUUGGAAUAUAGCAAAACAUUAAAUCCCCUUUAUAAAGUUCCUAGUCGAAAUAUAUUAACAAACAAUCUUCUAUCGACAAAGUAUUUAGAAGAAGUUACAAAAUUAAAAUCUAAACUACAAGAAGUUAAAUACGUUUCGCUAACUACAGAUAUUUGGCAGUCAGAUAGCAAUAUAUCAUAUCUGUCACUAACUUGCCAUUUUGUACAUGAUAUGACAUUACAUUCACGAGUACUAAGUGUAAAUGAAAUGUCUUCUAUUCACCAUACAGGACAAAAUAUUGCUGCUGAUAUAUCCGCCAUUUUGACAGAAUGGGAUCUUGAUGCCAAAAUUGUUACGAUUGUUUCAGACAACGGCGCCAAUGUAAAAAAUGCCAUAACAGUACAUUUACGCAAAUACCAUCAUCCAUGUGUGGCACAUACAUUGAAUCUUAUAUCCAAAGAGGCUCUAAACGAAAAUCCAGAACUAAAAAAAUUAAUAACGAAAUGCAAAAACUUAGUCGCAUAUUUUAAGCAUAGUGCCAUUGCUACCGGAAAAUUAAAAAAAUGCCAAGAAGACAUGGGAGAGCCUAUCCUUAAAGUUAAACAGGCAGUUGAAACAAGAUGGAAUUCAAUCCUUAUAAUGUUGGAACGGCUUUUAUUAAUAAAGAAUCCUUUAUCCGUCGCAAUUGCUAAUUUACCGACAGCUCCAGAUUUUAUAGACGCGGCGGAAUGGAAUAUUAUAUCAGAAUAUGUGCCUCUAUUAAAACCACUGGAAUUAAUGACAACUGAGCUUUCAGGAGAAAAAUAUGUUACAAUGUCAACAGUCAUACCAUUAACAAGAGGACUGCAACUUAGUAUAAGGAAUUUGAAACCCAAUACAGAAAUGGGUCUAUGGUUGCAAUCCAAGUUAUUGGAAACCAUUUCAAAGCGAUUAGGCAUUUUGGAGUCCAAUAAAAUUUGGCCAAAAGCACAUUUCUUGACCCACGCUUUAAGAAAACUGCCUUUGGUCUGGAAGAAAAUGCUAAAAAUGCACAAAUGUGGAUAUUGGACGAGAUUCCUACAAAACUUUGCAUUUCAAAUGCUGAAACAGAAACAGAAACUAACUCAGAAGAGAGUUUUGAGAAUUCGGGACCAUCAGAGAAUUGCGACCUCACAAGUAAUCCAAUGA